Molecule: messenger RNA, 2988 nt
Organism: Exophiala dermatitidis NIH/UT8656
Lineage: Eukaryota; Fungi; Ascomycota; Eurotiomycetes; Chaetothyriales; Herpotrichiellaceae
Product: V-type proton ATPase subunit A
Exons: 2
Coding region: 256-2835 (859 amino acids)
Biological process (GO): proton transmembrane transport; vacuolar acidification
Cellular component (GO): vacuolar proton-transporting V-type ATPase complex; fungal-type vacuole membrane; vacuolar proton-transporting V-type ATPase, V0 domain
Molecular function (GO): proton-transporting ATPase activity, rotational mechanism; ATPase binding
Source: RefSeq, a predicted model, not a curated record
GACCUCAAUGCUUCACCGUACUUCUGCUUCAAUACUCCACCGUGGUUGGCUUGCCAAGCUGGACCGUAGCUCAGGCUGUACCGUGUAAUCAUCGAAGCCGCCUCCUUCAGGUGCAAGAGCAGCAGGCCUCAGUCUCUGCCAACAUCCAUCCUUCCACUGUAAAGAGAGCUGCUGAAGCUACGUGCUCUCGUCUAUACCUCUGUUCCUAUUGUCUGGCCUGGGCGGCCCCGUGGUUUCCUCAUACAACCGCCCAGCAUGGCCCAUAAGGACACCCUUUUCCGGUCUGCGGACAUGUCCCUGACACAGCUCUACAUUUCCAACGAGAUCGGACGCGAAGUGGUGUCCGCCCUCGGUGAACUUGGUGUCGUGCAGUUCCGGGACCUAAAUGCAGAUACCAACGCCUUCCAACGUACUUUCACCAAGGAGAUUCGACGGUUGGACAACGUCGAGCGGCAACUGCGCUACUUCAAGUCCCAAAUGGAGAAGUCGAACAUCGAGAUGCGUAGUCACUGGGACUUCGCCGAAGACAUGCUCGCAGCUCCGCAGGCCAGUGAGAUUGAUGAACUUGCCGACCGCGCAGAGACCCUGGAACACCGCAUCAGCAGCCUGAAUGAGAGUUAUGAGACACUCAAGAAGAGAGAGGUCGAACUGACUGAAUGGCGAUGGGUUCUUAAGGAGGCCGGUGGCUUUUUCGACCGUGCACAUGGCCAGACCGAUGACAUCCGAGCCAGUGUCGACGAAGACGACGCGCCUCUCCUCCGCAACACCGAGGCUGAGGAGGGUAGAGCCAACGGCAGUGUUGGCCAGCAGCAGAGCUUUGCGGUAAUGAACAUCGGCUUUGUGGCCGGUGUUAUUCCCCGCGAGCGGUUGGCGGCCUUCGAACGUAUUCUGUGGAGGACUCUGCGUGGCAACCUUUACAUGAACCAGUCCGAGAUUCCAGAGCCGAUUGUCAACCCGGAGACGAACGAAGAAGUCCGGAAGAAUGUUUUCGUCAUCUUCGCUCACGGCAAGGAGAUCAUUGCCAAGAUUCGAAAGAUCUCGGAGUCUCUUGGUGCCGACCUCUACAAUGUGGACGAAAACAGCGACGUUCGGCGGGAUCAGAUCCACGAAGUCAACACUCGGUUGAGCGAUCUUGCCAGUGUCCUUCGAAACACCAAGACAACCUUGGACGCUGAACUGAACGCCAUAGCUCGGUCGCUUGCCGCAUGGCUCAUCGUGAUCAAGAAAGAGAAGGCCGUUUACAAUGCAUUGAACAUGUGCUCCUACGAUCAAGCGAGAAAGACACUGAUUGCGGAAGCCUGGUGCCCCACGAAUUCCUUGCCCCAGAUUCGAGCGACACUUCAGGAUGUCAAUGAUCGUGCUGGGCUGUCGGUUCCUACCAUUGUCAACCAAAUCAAGACCAACAAGACACCACCAACCUACAACAAGACCAACAAGUUCACCGAGGGCUUCCAGACCAUCAUCGAUGCCUACGGUACCGCAAAAUACCAGGAAGUCAACCCGGGUCUCUACACCAUCGUGACAUUCCCUUUCCUGUUCGCGGUCAUGUUCGGUGACUUCGGGCACGGAUCGUUGAUGACCAUGGCAGCAGCUGCUAUGAUUUACUGGGAGAAGCCGCUGCAAAGAUCCAAACAAGAUGAGCUGUUUGCCAUGGCAUUCUAUGGUCGUUACAUCAUGUUGAUGAUGGGUAUAUUCUCCAUGUAUACCGGCUUGAUCUACAACGACGUUUUUUCGAAAGGCUUCACACCGUUUCCUUCUGCUUGGGAAUUUCCGGAAGAAGGACGCCCGGAGGUAACGGCUCACCUCAAGGGGGGCUAUCGGUACCCCUUUGGCAUAGAUUGGGCGUGGCAUGGGUCCGAGAACGACUUGCUCUUCAGCAACAGUCUGAAAAUGAAAUUGUCUAUCCUCAUGGGUUGGGCGCACAUGACGUACGCCUUGUGUUUCUCGUACAUCAACGCGAGGCAUUUCAAGACCCCCAUUGACAUCUGGGGCAACUUCGUUCCGGGCAUGGUCUUCUUUCAGAGCAUCUUUGGGUAUCUCAGUUUCUGCAUCGUCUACAAAUGGUCCAUCGAUUGGCAGGCCAUAGGUAGGAACCCACCUUCUUUGCUCAACAUGUUAAUCCAGAUGUUCCUUUCACCGGGCAAUGUCGAAGAAGGCGAACAGCUCUACAGCGGUCAGGCGGGGGUACAAGUCGUUCUGGUUCUGAUCGCCGUCAUCAACGUUCCUAUCUUGCUGCUGCUGAAGCCUCUGUAUUUACGCUGGCAGCACCAAAAGACCGCGGCGCAGGGCUAUCGUGGCAUUGGCGACACCAGCCGAGUUGCACAUGCCACAGAUCUUGAUGACGACGAGAAUAACAACUCUCGGCGGAUGAAUGGACGACCAAGUGAGGAAGAGGAAGAAGAGGGUGCCAUGAUCACCGAAAACAUCGGAGCUGAUGAGGAGCAUGAAGAGUUUGAAUUUUCAGAGGUCAUGAUCCAUCAGACAAUUCACACCAUCGAGUUCUGCCUCAACUGCGUCUCUCAUACCGCCUCUUAUCUCCGUCUUUGGGCGCUCUCGUUGGCUCAUCAGCAACUUUCGGUUGUGUUGUGGAACAUGACUCUGGGCAACGCCUUUGGCAUGACGGGCGGCUUGCAGGUCGUCAUGAUUAUUGUUACAUUCGCCUUCUGGUUCGUCUUGACCAUUGCGGUACUGUGUGUGAUGGAGGGCACGUCUGCCAUGUUGCACAGUCUGCGUCUGCAUUGGGUCGAGGCCAUGAGUAAACAUUUCGUCGGGGAGGGUGUUCCAUUUGAGCCGUUCAGCUUCAAGCUGCUACUCGAGGAAGAUCCUGUAGACUGAUUGACAGGAAGCUGGUGCUCCAUUAUAGAAUAGUCAACUAUGUUAGCUCAUACAUGAACAAUCUACCAGUGUAUUUCUAGGGAAAGCCGUCUGCUAUUCUAGUAUAACGCUAUAGUGAUUACAGACAAUUUCGAUGAUGGACACUUCAAACAC